CGGUUCCGCUGCACCAGAGAGAAGUGUUCUGCAUCGGCCAAUCAGUCUUCUGUCACAUGUGAUUUCAGGAAGUGCUACGUGACCGAGAAACAGACCACAGCCACGUUCGGCGUUGUCGUCCCCCCCCCUCCCCCGAGUCACCCCUAGAUAAGUUGUGUCUGUGUGUGUGUGUGUGUGUGAUUGAGACGUGUCUUAGUAUCUGAUUCGGAACUGAAGCUACCAGACCCGUACAUCCCAGCUUAGGUGUGACGACGAAAGGUAAGGUCCGCUUCAGUCGAAAACAAUUGGCCUGUCCGCCUCUCCUCGUGGUCGUUGUGUCCAUGCUUGUUUGUGUCCAGACCUCUCCGACCGGUGUUGCUCUGAGGAGAACUUGGCCUGGUUGUUUUUUUGUUGUUGCCUGGUCUAGCCUCUAUCUCGGCCUAUUCUGUGUGCAAAUCGUCUUCAUUUCAACCCCAAUUCCGUCGACUUCCUGUCCGCCUCCAGUGAACCCUUAACAGUGCUUCGUGACGAGGCUUCAUGCGACGGGCUUAGAGGAGGGGCGGGCAGGGCAUGUUAUCUCCACCUAGCAGCCAGUGGCACAGCCCCAGGUCUGGCGUCCUAUCUUGGGGAAGCACCGAGAGCUCAGCUGGGGUGAGCGAGUGGGGGAAACUCUCCCCCUCUCCCUCCUCCUUCCUCUUUUCUUCUUCUCUGGUCCCCAGCAGGGAGCUCGGGAACUUUGGCAUGGAGGACACGUCUGACGCCGAGCGGUCCGCACCAGAGACGACUGUCCCGGGCGAGGAGGAGCAGGAGGAGGAAGAGGAGGAGGAAGAGGAGGAGGAAGUCGCGGUCCGGGAGACAGGAAGCGGAAGCUGGCGUCGGCCGAGCGGCCGAGCCACGGACCUUCCCGUGCUGACCCAGCCUGGCCUGGGGGUCACCACGACGACCAUCACCACCAUCACGCAGACGGGCGGCGGCUGGAGCACGGGGCUGCUGGACGUGUGCGGAGACGUGACCACCUGUUUGCUGGGGGCCGUGGUGCCCUGCUGUCUGGACCUCAGUCUGGCUCACCACUUUGGCGAGUGUGUGUGUCUUCCCCUGCUGCCCGGCUCCACCUUGGCCCUGCGCGUGGGCAUCCGGGAGAGAUACAAGAUCCGGGGCAGUGUGUGUGAGGACUGGACCACGGUGUGCCUGUGCUACCCUCUGGCUGUGUGUCAGAUGAUCCGAGAGAUGAAGAGGAGGAUGAAGACUCAGAUCUACCAGGUGUCCACCGCGCUGGAGAGCUCCUGAAGGACCUGCUCGUCCCUCCCCUGGGCUCCUCCUCGGCUCUCUCUCUCUGCAUCCCCCCUUCCUGUCACAAUGACCACUUCCUGUCACUCCGACCACUUCCUGUCUCCCCUUCUGGUUUCAACUGGUUUGACCAUCCAAGUCCAUGUCACACAUGAAGGACAUUCAUUUUUACGUGCGGGAACUCAUUUAACUGAACGGCGAAUGUGCGCUGUCGUCUCUGAAUUUUACUUUUAAUAAAAAAACGAUUUGAUGUCA
This is a messenger RNA of Hypomesus transpacificus, 1521 nucleotides long. It is a transcript of the gene plac8l1, whose product is annotated as PLAC8 like 1. Lineage: Eukaryota; Metazoa; Chordata; Actinopteri; Osmeriformes; Osmeridae. The record is from RefSeq and is a predicted model, not a curated record. Bases 550 to 1266 code for a protein of 238 amino acids. The transcript is spliced from 4 exons.